UAGGAGAAGUACAUUAAUUCUAUCAGCAUCUUGGUGGAGAUCGGCAAAAGGCUAUUAGUAGUUCCAGACUCGAUAUCGGAUAUGGUACACUGGCGUGAUUUAGCAGACGCAGCGAACCAAGUCCGAAUCGGCAGCCGCGCUUCAAAACAGAACUAAGUCAAUCAUCCGCCAUUAAAAGAUUCAGAGAUAACGCCGUAUAGUUAAUCUGAUAGAAUCAUUUAGCUCCCCCUUUCUCUUCUCCUCCUCACAUGUGUAAAUCCAAGAGGAGCACGGACGCUACCGGGCCGGGGAAAUCGAGCUCUCGGAUCUCAAGAACCAGCACCACCCCCGCAAAAUCAUCGAAACGUUCGUCGCCAAAGAGCUCCGAAGUGCACCGAUCGCCUUUUGAUCCUUCAACAAGCAAUAACUACACCACCACAGGCUCCGGCUACUACAAGGACUCGUGGCAGUCCCCGGCUUCUUCAUUGUCGAGCCUCAAAGAUUCUUUACCAACCGAGACUGCUCACCUGUACGAUUUCUCGGAGAUUUGCUACGCCACCAACAACUUUCUCGCCAGAAAGUUCUCGUCCUCUUCGUCAUCGGCUUCCUGGCGGUGCAUGAUUCGAGGCCGCGACGCCGUCGUUUUCCAGAGGAAGUUCCACUGCCGGAUUCCUGAGGAGGUGCUCCGCGAGCGGCUCUCGCUGAUUUACAGAAGUCACCAUACUAGCUUGAUCAAGCUUCGCGGCGCUUCGAUUGCGACCGAUCUCGCUCACGGCCUUGAUUAUAUUCACCAUUCUACAGGAUUGCGUUCGAGUUUUAUACAUAAUCACAUCAAGAGUACGAGCGUUAUUGUCACAAACACGUCGCUGAACGCCAGAAUUUGCCAUUUCGGCACGGCGGAGCUCUGCGGCGAGGUGACGAACGGCGUCGAAGUAGAAGAGUCGAAAUUCCUGAAGAGAUCGGACAGCCAAGAGUUGAUGUUCAACGGCACGAGAGGAUACAUGUCGCCGGAGUACCAGGCCACCGGAAUCGCGACGCAGAAGUCCGACGUGUUCGCGUUUGGCGUAGUGAUUCUAGAGCUGUUGUCCGGCGAAGAGCCUCUGAGGUACAGGUUUGAAGAAGGAGGUGGUUACGUGAGGGUUUCGGUGGUGGAGACUGCGGUAGAGGCGGUGAAAGGCGGCGGAGGGAGGCUGAGGCGGUGGAUGGACCCGAGGCUGAAGGACUCGUAUCCGUUGGAGGUGGCGGAGAAGACGGCGCGGAUGGCUCUGGACUGUGUAGAGACGGAUCCGGAAAGGAGGCCGGAUAUGGGUCGUGUUGCGGGUCGGCUAUCGAGACUAUAUUUGGCGUCUCAGGCUUGGAUGGAGACGAUCGGCGUCCCAACCAAUUUCACCGCCUCUAUUGCCGCUCGGUGACCAACAGCUUCCCGGCCUAUGGAAGGUUACGUAACAGUAUUUUUUUUUUUUUUAAUAAUAUUAUUAAUAUAUUUUUUUGUACAUCUUAAAUUACAUAAAGAUAUAUUAAUAAUAAAAAUAUCUCUCAUGAGAGGUAUAAAGACAUGUGAAGAGCAUGAAGACGGAGAUAUUUUGAUCAUAAUAUCUCUUUAUAUAGUCCAAAAUAUAUAAAAAUGAUAUACAUCUUAACAUGUUUUCUUUUUUUACAUUUACAGCUGUAUUGUUUCUUUUUGCUUAGACAUUUACUGUUAUAUUCAAAUAAAAUAAUUCAUUUC
Diospyros lotus (date-plum) is the source of this 1705-nucleotide messenger RNA. RefSeq names its product protein LYK5-like. NCBI's taxonomy places the organism in Eukaryota, Viridiplantae, Streptophyta, Magnoliopsida, Ericales, Ebenaceae. The record is from RefSeq and is a predicted model, not a curated record. Gene Ontology annotation, biological process: protein phosphorylation. The transcript is spliced from 2 exons. Bases 249 to 1391 code for a protein of 380 amino acids. Gene Ontology annotation, molecular function: ATP binding; protein kinase activity.